This is a messenger RNA of Phytophthora infestans T30-4, 426 nucleotides long. RefSeq lists its product as uncharacterized. Gene Ontology annotation, cellular component: cytoplasm. Gene Ontology annotation, biological process: dephosphorylation. The record is from RefSeq and is a predicted model, not a curated record. The coding region runs from base 1 to 426 and encodes 141 amino acids. Gene Ontology annotation, molecular function: protein tyrosine/serine/threonine phosphatase activity. NCBI's taxonomy places the organism in Eukaryota, Oomycota, Peronosporomycetes, Peronosporales, Peronosporaceae. The transcript has 3 exons.
AUGACGACAAUUGACGUUGAUCGCAAUGCACCCGAGACUCCAGUAUGCGACGCUGACAGACUCGACGUUCCUGGCAUCGUAGAGAGCUACAUGCUCAUAAGGUCCGUGAAACAUGCAAUGGACGAGCAACUUCUCAAAAAUCUGCAAGUUACGUGUCUUAUUAACGCUGAGAACCCUCGGAAGCGCUCGGAACACCCGGAGUUGACGGUAAACCCGACGAUCGAAACGGGAAGCAUCGAACUGGACGACGAUUUCUCCUACGACGAGUUCAAGAGCAACAUAACGCACGCUAACAAACUCAUCCAGAUCGCUCGCUCGGACAAUAAGACGGUCUUUGUCUUCUGCACUCACGGUAAUAACGAGAGUGCAGUGGUGUGUAUCGCCUACCUCAUGGUAGUCGAGCAGUGGAGUCUCGAGCACGCGUGA